CUCUUCUCUUUUGCAGCAAAUGGCGGACGACGCCGGUGGUAGAGGAGGCUUCCGUGGAGGCUUUGGUUCUGGAGGCCGUGGUCGUGGUCGGGGCCGCGGUAGGGGACGAGGCAGAGGCCGUGGGGCCCGUGGUGGCAAGUCUGAUGACAAGGAGUGGGUACCAGUGACCAAGCUUGGCCGCCUUGUCAAGGACAUGAAGAUAAAGUCCCUAGAGGAAAUUUAUCUCUACUCUCUCCCCAUCAAGGAGUCAGAGAUUAUUGACUUCUUUCUUGGUUCAUCGCUGAAGGAUGAGGUUCUUAAGAUCAUGCCUGUCCAAAAGCAGACCAGAGCCGGGCAGAGAACCAGGUUUAAGGCCUUUGUUGCUAUUGGUGAUUACAACGGCCAUGUAGGUCUUGGAGUAAAGUGCUCCAAGGAAGUUGCUACAGCCAUUAGGGGAGCCAUCAUUUUGGCCAAAUUGUCCAUUGUGCCAGUCAGACGAGGGUACUGGGGAAACAAAAUCGGCAAACCACACACCGUCCCUUGCAAGGUGACUGGUCGCUGUGGCUCAGUUCUAGUGCGAUUAAUCCCAGCCCCCCGUGGUACUGGCAUUGUGUCUGCACCUGUGCCCAAGAAAUUGCUUAUGAUGGCAGGUAUUGAUGACUGCUACACUUCAGCCAGGGGCUGCACUGCCACAUUGGGAAAUUUCGCCAAGGCUACCUUUGAUGCAAUUUCAAAGACUUACAGUUAUCUAACUCCUGAUUUCUGGAAGGAGACUGUCUUCACCAAAUCUCCUUACCAGGAGUUCACUGAUCACUUGGCCAAGACCCACACCAGAGUACCUGUACAGCGGACCCAGGCAUCUGUUGCAUCCACCUCCUAAACAUUUUGGGGUCAAUAAAGCUUAAAACCUGGCAAUCU
Messenger RNA from Polypterus senegalus (gray bichir), 897 nucleotides. It is a transcript of the gene rps2, whose product is annotated as ribosomal protein S2. Gene Ontology annotation, biological process: translation. Bases 20 to 859 code for a protein of 279 amino acids. Gene Ontology annotation, molecular function: RNA binding; structural constituent of ribosome. The record is from RefSeq and is a predicted model, not a curated record. Gene Ontology annotation, cellular component: ribosome; cytosolic small ribosomal subunit. The transcript is spliced from 7 exons. NCBI's taxonomy places the organism in Eukaryota, Metazoa, Chordata, Cladistia, Polypteriformes, Polypteridae.